Messenger RNA from Argiope bruennichi, 2236 nucleotides. It is a transcript of the gene Hacl, whose product is annotated as 2-hydroxyacyl-CoA lyase 1-like. NCBI's taxonomy places the organism in Eukaryota, Metazoa, Arthropoda, Arachnida, Araneae, Araneidae. The record is from RefSeq and is a predicted model, not a curated record. The transcript has 17 exons. Gene Ontology annotation, molecular function: thiamine pyrophosphate binding; catalytic activity; magnesium ion binding. Gene Ontology annotation, cellular component: peroxisome. Gene Ontology annotation, biological process: fatty acid alpha-oxidation. The coding region runs from base 356 to 2056 and encodes 566 amino acids.
CGGCGAGUUUUUUAAUGUUGGCGAGUUUGUUAAUGAUUUUGUCGUGUUUGGCGAGGAACCGGGACUUUACUUUGAAGACUUGCCGCAUUUAUAUUAACUACAAUAACUUUAUUUAUAAACUUUUUCUCUGAAAAUGAUAUAAAAAAUCAAACUUUAUUAUCUAUCAUUAUUUUAGCUUGCUACGUAGAGCCAACCUUCUUGAUUAGGAUUUUUUUUUUUUUCCAGAUACUUUUGAAUUCAAAGUACAUACUUUCCUCUUAUCAUCUGAUCAAAUAAAGUUAUCUUAUUUUACAAUCAGUUUUCCUCCUUCAGUGUGUUGACUGUAGGAAAAUUGAUAUUAUAAUAUAAAACAGCUAUGGCCUCUACUGUGUCAGUUGUUGCUAAAGCUCUUAAAACACAAGGUAUCAAGUAUGCAUUUGGAGUUGUUGGGAUUCCUAUAGCUGAAGUUGCUUCUGCCCUACAAGAAGUUGGAAUAAAAUUCAUUGGAAUGCGAAAUGAGCAGUCUGCAUCUUAUGCUGCUGGUGUUUCUGGAUACUUAACGAGAACGCCUGGAGUAUGUCUUGUUGUUUCUGGACCAGGUUUUGUUCAUGCAUUAGGUGGAAUGUCAAACGCUCAGAUUAAUGGAUGGCCAAUGAUUGUAAUUGGUGGUUCUUGUGGGAGAGAUCAAGAAGGCUAUGGUGGCUUCCAAGAAUUUCCCCAGGUUGAAGGUGCUCGUUUGUACAGCAAAUAUACGUGUCGACCAGCAGAUAUUACUCAAAUACCUUUUCAUAUUGAAAAAGCUAUAAGAUUAAGUACUUUUGGACGCCCAGGUGCCUCAUAUAUUGAUCUUGCAGCAGAUGUAAUAGCUCAGGAAACACCUGAAUCUUCAAUAGAAUAUCCACCCAAGUGUCCAGAACCUCCUAUUUCAAUGGCUCCAUUAAGUCUUAUUAAAUCUUUAAAUGAUGUUUUAAGUACUGCUGAAAGACCAUUAGUAGUUAUUGGAAAAGGUUCAGCUUAUAGUCAUGCUGAAAAUCCUGUCAGACAAUUUAUUGAACAGCAUCAAAUUCCUUUCCUUCCCACACCCAUGGGAAAAGGUGUCGUUUCUGAUCGUAGUCCAUUGUGUGUUUCCUCUGCCAGAUCUAAAGCACUUGCCAGGGCUGAUGUGAUAUUACUGUUGGGAGCUAGACUAAACUGGAUACUUCAUUUUGGCAGGCCCCCUAGAUUUCAUCAGGAUGUCAAGAUAUUACAAGUAGAUAUUGCCAUGGAGGAACUCCAUAACAGCAAGCAAGCUUCUGUAGCAAUAGCUGGUGAUGUAGGAGCUGUUGUACAGCAAAUAAAUGAAGACCUUAAUAAACGCCAGUGGAAGUUUCCCCAGAAAUCAAUAUGGUGGACAGAAUUAAAUGAAAAGAAGUCUGCAAAUGCUUCUGCAAUCCAAAAAAUGAUUGAGGAUAAAUCAACUCCUUUAAACUAUUAUGCAGCUUAUCAUGAAAUUCAGUCUUUGAUUCCUUCUGAUGCCAUAAUUGUCAAUGAAGGUGCAAAUACAAUGGAUAUUGGUCGAACCAUGCUAUUAAAUGAUCUUCCACGUCAUAGACUAGAUGCUGGCACAUUUGGAACAAUGGGAGUUGGCUUAGGUUCAGCUAUAGCUGCAGCUUUGUGGUGUGAAGAUCAUGCUCCAGAAAAAAGAGUUAUAUGCAUUCAAGGAGACAGUGCUUUUGGUUUUUCUGGUAUGGAAAUGGGAACAAUUACCAGAUAUCGCCUUCCAAUUAUUGUGAUAGUUUUUAAUAAUGGUGGAAUUUAUUUUGGACUUGAAGAAGAUAGUUUCAAAUCACUUCAGGAAGGUGAUGCACAUUCUGCCCUCAGCAUUCCACCUAAUUCCCUUUCACUUGCUGCCAAAUAUGAUAAAAUAUGCGAAAUGUUUGGUGGAAGAGGAUUUAAUGUGAAAACUGUUGAGGAACUAAGGACUGCUGUGACUGAAUGUUUGAAAAUUAAGGAACCAUGUGUUAUAAAUGUAACGAUUGCACCUUUUGCUCAAAAAAAAGCUCAGGAACAUCCAUGGUUGACUAGGUCACAUUUGUAAAGAUUCGUAUACAGCAGAAUUAUUAUAUUUUUCUCAUAUAUGAAAACUGAAGACAAAUGUUCACUAUUAUAAUUAUAAAUUGUUCUAUGUACAUGAAUAAUUUUCUGUUUUGUGUAUUCAUAAUUGUUUUCUUUGUAUUUAUUGUAAUAUGAAAAUAAAUAAUUAUAUUUUUCUACCAAA